Molecule: messenger RNA, 519 nt
Organism: Mesorhabditis spiculigera
Lineage: Eukaryota; Metazoa; Nematoda; Chromadorea; Rhabditida; Rhabditidae
Source: the annotation of a GenBank genome assembly
AUGCCUUGCUGGGCGGGGGCGAAGAAUGGGAUUACUAUAGACCUGACAACCGCUGAUUGUCUGUAUGCUGACACCACCGAGCCGAUCUCCAUCCAGUUCUUCGUGCUCGAAGGCCGGGAGGUGAUCGAGAAGUCCGAGAAGUUCCACCUGACGAACAAGGGAGAUUUGAUGGAACGGGCAAAGACGCGCACUUUCCAUAUUCACAAGAGUUCCGGGUAUUGUCGUGAGAAGAAGCUCUGCUCCGAGCUCUCCUUCGUCGGACUAUUCGUUGGAGACCGUGAGAGCAAGGAGAUGGAAUUCGACACCUGGAAUGCCAACAAUAUCUCAGUGGCUUUCCACUUUGAUCAUCAGAAGCAUGAGUACAACUUCGACUUCAGCACCGACGGGGAAUGCGUGCGUCCACUCCACUUCUGGUCUCCGGAAUUCUGGCACAGAUACGGCCCGGAACAAGAAUUCGAAGAACGUUCCGACGAGUACGCCCUCGGCGACAAGGUCUUCAACCCGACCUACAUCUUUUUC